GCCUUCUGUUUCUGCUCUCCCUUAUCUCAUUUGCCUUUUCCUUCUCAGUGUUCUGCAGAGAAGGGAGAAGCCAACCAUGGUUUCCACUUCACUACCCUCUUUCAUUCAGAUCUCAUCCACAAAUUCCUCUUUCACUGAAAAACUCAGCAUCCCUCAAAACAAGUUUCAAAUUAGAAUAUCUACAAGACACACACACUCAAUUUCUUUGCCUUUUCCUUCUCUUCCUUCAUGCAAAGCACUUCAAAACUCAGUUCCUUUUGCUGCUUCACUUGCCAUUCUUCUUUGGUCAACCCCUGCAAAUGCUGGAUUCAUGUCUGGAAUUUCUGGUCUAGAGGCUGUUCCUGGUCCUCAGCUACCACAGAUUGACUUUCUCAAAAAUCUCAACGAUGAAAACCAGAAGAAAUAUGCAGAGAAUGAUGAAAGAAUUAAGUCUUCUCCUUUGCUGAAGAAACUGCUUGAGCAAUCCAAGUUGAAUAAAGAGAAGAACCGUAAAGAAAUUGAGAACAAGUACUGCAUAAGAGGAGCAGAAUGGGGAGUUGGAGAUUGUUCUACAGAGGGAAUGUCUCCAGCUGAGAGGGACAAAUUCAUAGCUAUGUUGAAGCAGAAGGCUGGAGUAGAGUAACAUGAUCAUACAGAGAAGAAAAGAUAAAUGAAAAAGGUUUCAUAUAUAAAUUAUAAACAUGUGUACAACUUUUAUCAUUUAGAAUUGUACAAGGUGAAGAAACAAUUAGGCCUAUUGCAGAUUUCAUAACUUGUUCUGAAUCCUUCCCACAUGAUUUAUUUAUGUGAAUUUUUCAGAAAGAAAAACUCAUACAUCUUCUUGAUUCCUACAUUAGAUGGUUUAAUAUGAUUUUCCUUUA
Molecule: messenger RNA, 860 nt
Organism: Vigna umbellata (rice bean)
Lineage: Eukaryota; Viridiplantae; Streptophyta; Magnoliopsida; Fabales; Fabaceae
Source: RefSeq, a predicted model, not a curated record